Bufo bufo (common toad) is the source of this 1055-nucleotide messenger RNA. Its product is annotated as C-X-C chemokine receptor type 2-like. The transcript has a single exon. The record is from RefSeq and is a predicted model, not a curated record. Bases 6 to 1055 code for a protein of 349 amino acids. Gene Ontology annotation, cellular component: membrane. Gene Ontology annotation, biological process: neutrophil chemotaxis; immune response; G protein-coupled receptor signaling pathway. Gene Ontology annotation, molecular function: C-X-C chemokine receptor activity. Lineage: Eukaryota; Metazoa; Chordata; Amphibia; Anura; Bufonidae.
CAAACAUGAGUAUAAAAUUCGACUUCGACGAUUACCCAGACGCUUCCACAGAUGUCUACACCUACAUCCCACCAAUCGAUGCCGCCCCGUGCCCGGUUUCAUCACCCGUCAAUAAAUACGUAGUUGUCGUAAUUUAUUCCACAGUUUUCUUACUCAACGUAGUCGGCAACAGCCUUGUGAUUCUUGUCCUGCGCUACAACAGGCUGAAGAGAUCGUCCACCGACAUUUACCUGCUGAACCUGGCCCUUGCUGACCUCCUUUUUUCCAUAACGCUCCCCUUCUGGGCUGCAUACAAAGGCAGAGAGUGGACAUUUGGCAUCGCUAUGUGCAAAAUCGUCUCCAUACUGCAAGAAGUCAACUUUUACAGUGGAGUCUUCUUGUUGGCCUGUAUAAGUGUAGACCGGUAUCUGGCGAUCGUCCAUGCCACCGAGUUCUUUACAAAGAAGAAACAUUUGGUCAAGAUUAUCACCAUCGGCAUCUGGAUCAUUUCAUUUGGUCUUUCUUUUCCAACCAUUUGGUUUAGAGAUGUGUUUGUGUCCUACAAGAGAGGAAAUGUUUGUCAUGAGAACCUGAAGGAAAAUACCGAGGACUGGUUGCUCAUCAUUAGGAUUGGACGCCACGUGAUGGGGUUCUUCAUACCGUUGCUCAUUAUGCUUUUCUGUUAUGGCUUUGUCAUUAAGACCCUUAUUAAGACCAGAAAUAGCCAGAAGCAACGAGCUAUGAAGGUCAUCUUUGCUGUAUUUUUGGUCUUCCUGAUCUGCUGGCUUCCCCACAAUAUCACCGUCAUGGUGGACUCCCUCAUGAGGAAAAAACAUAUCAAAGAAACGUGCUUACUGAGAAAUCAGUUGGACACCGCUCUGUACAUCACUGAAGUUUUUGGCUUCACCCACAGCUGUAUUAACCCAAUUCUAUAUGCAUUCAUAGGACACAAGUUUCGACACAGUUUCCUGACUAUCCUCGCCAACAAGGGAAUUAUCAGUAAGGACAGACUUUCUAGUUAUGGCCGGAGUCUCUCCGUCAUGUCCUCAUCGGCUCAUACAUCCACCACAAUCUAG